ACUGUUUCUGACACAUCUGAUGACUUUAUCACCCAAAAUACGACAUGUCCAACAUCACCAUCCAGCCAGCGAUGCAUGAUGAGAUCACCGCCAUCGUGGAAUUCAUAACAAAGGCCCGAGCGGACAUGUUCCCGUUCCUCGACCAAUCAUCCAGCGAUCAGAUGGCCCAGAAAGAACUCGGCAUUUUCAAGGACAGAUAUCUUGACCAUCCUCAAGGCGCGUUUCUAACAGCUUAUUCCGAGGGGCGCCUGAUUGCGACAAUUGGCUACGUUGCGUACGAUGGGCGCUUCUCACAUUUGACUCUCGAACCCGAGAAUGUCGUCGAGGUACUGAGGUUAUACGUUGAGCCUGAAUGGCGUCGCGCAGGGAUAGCUUCCAAGCUGUUUGACACGCUAGUCGAAACAGCUCGGCAAUCUGGCAUCAAGCAGCUUUACCUGCAUACGCAUCCCUUCCUACCAAACGCGAUCGACUUCUGGAAAGGAAAAGGCUUCUCGAUUCUUACGGUAGAAGAAGAUCCAGUCUGGCAAACGACACAUAUGAAACGGUCGCUCUAGCAGUGAAGUCAGUCACGGUUCUUGUGUCAGACGUGGAGAUCAAGACAUCAUUUAGCGGGGUCAAGUUCAUGACCUGCAUAUGCAGGGAGAGCAAGUUCACCACGACCCGGGCUGAGUCGAACUGCCAGAGACAUCUCUCCAAGUUUCCUUACUUGCUAGACCUGUUAGACAUCAGUGCGAUCAGAAUUAAUCGGAUUGCCACAGAAAAGUCCAACAAAUGAGUAUUGCAGGGUAUUAAUAUUCGUGUCUAACGUUAAACGUGGAUGUUCUUCCGGCUCAUAUCAAUUACAAUAGAUCAUGCCUCCUUCUUGAAUCCGUCUCAGUGCCAUAGAGGGGCACUUAGUAUCGGGUACCACCGUAGCCCUGCUGACCAUAUCCGCCUUGGCCUCCGUAUCCGCCCUGGCCUCCGUAGCUCUGGCCACCGCCAUAGCCCUGAUCUCGGCCACCAUAUCCGCCUCCACCGUAUGAGCUAGAGCCUCCAUGAGAACCGCCUCCAUGUCCGUGUCGGGAGGAGUUGUCAUACUGAGACUUUCCGUAGGCCAAAUCAUCGUCCUUUCGUCGACGUCGCUCAUCACCAGAGUCGGAGUCACUGCUGCUAGUCGAGUCGCCGGUGAAUGCUCGAGGGCGUCCGUCGCGGUGAUGUUUCCUGUUCUUCUCCUUCUUGUGCUUCUUGAACUUGUGCUCGAGGAAGUUUGCGCCAAUGGCACCAGCAGCGGCACUGGCUAGACUGCCGAGAAGACCGCUACCAGCUGUGUGCGCGGCCCAGCCGGCUGCACCGCCUCCUGCAAGUGUAGCACCCAGUCCACGCUCCCCGUCCGGACCUCCCGGGCCACCCGGACCGCCGGGACCACCUGCACCGUCGGGGUAUUGACCAGGCCCGCUGCCGUA
This is a messenger RNA of Fusarium verticillioides 7600, 1442 nucleotides long. RefSeq lists its product as hypothetical. Gene Ontology annotation, molecular function: N-acetyltransferase activity. NCBI's taxonomy places the organism in Eukaryota, Fungi, Ascomycota, Sordariomycetes, Hypocreales, Nectriaceae. The record is from RefSeq and is a predicted model, not a curated record. The transcript is spliced from 2 exons. The coding region runs from base 45 to 554 and encodes 169 amino acids.